Molecule: messenger RNA, 1929 nt
Organism: Bicyclus anynana (squinting bush brown)
Lineage: Eukaryota; Metazoa; Arthropoda; Insecta; Lepidoptera; Nymphalidae
Product: HCLS1-associated protein X-1
Exons: 2
Coding region: 147-848 (233 amino acids)
Biological process (GO): negative regulation of apoptotic process; regulation of actin filament polymerization
Cellular component (GO): sarcoplasmic reticulum; actin cytoskeleton; mitochondrion
Source: RefSeq, a predicted model, not a curated record
ACAUCACGACAGUGACGUUGAUGUAUGAAAGAAAAUUGUUUGUUGCGCAAUUAGAAAAAAGGUCAAUACAAACAUCACCUAUCACCAAUUAUCAAAAUCUAAACUUGUGUUAAAAUCCAAACCAAUAUUCUCGAGUGUUCUUCGCGAUGUCCAGUAAUGCGUUCAUGGAUAGAGUUCGAUCGUUUCUUGGGCUAAGACAAGAGCCGCCUAGGAAUGAUUUUCGCAACCCGAUAUGGGGCUCCGAUGACGAUGACGAUGAUGACGAACUGUACAGCAGAAACGAAAUGCAGGUGUUCGACCCGCAAGAGAUGCACCAGGAGUUUCUCAAUCACGUUCAGGACAUGUUCAAAAACUUUGGCAGUCUAUUUGGAGACAUGAAAGCUUUUAUGGGACAUGGUGACAUGGGUACUAUCACAGAGUUCCCAACCAGCGACCAGGAACCGGAUACUCUUGACAGCAACCGUAUCAGAGAUUACUACUUGAAACCUGGCUACCAUGAACAUAGGUAUGAACACCCGAGAGAGGACACCGAUUUAGAUGGUAAGAUCUCAUCCAACCAAAUUUCUGGCUUACUGCAACAGAAAGACAAACAGGUCCCACUGACUCCAUUUGAUGGCAGUUUAGUACCUGGACAGUCGUUCUGUAAAACUAUAAUAACUACAAGCAUCACAAAACCUGAUGGUACAAUUGAAACUCGGAGGAUUAUAAAAAAUGGUAAUGAAGUCGUUGAGGAGACUACCACAACGGGACCUGAUUCAAGGAACCCCUACAACCCUGGAUUAAACCCUAUUGCAACUACUAACAUCAUGCUGUCUCAACUGUCUUCCUUUUUGAGAAAUAUCUAUUAAAAUUAUUACAGAAAUUCAUAUACUCUGUAGUAUAGAAUAAAUGAUUAAGGACUGUUUAGGGUGUAGCUGCAGUCGUAUCAGCAGUAUCAAUGAUACAGGGUCUGGACUACAGGGGCCCCUUAAGUGUGAAAGCAAACAUUUGUAUUUAAUCCACAAUCUCAGUUAAUCUGGUGCUUCCCAGAGAAAAAAACAUGAAAAAACUGCUAAAGAGAUUUUCAGGAUUUGCCACUUGUUUAUUGGUUUACCCAAUUAGUAUUGAGAUAGGACCCCUCUAACGCAAGCUGCACCACUGGCAAUCACAUUGAGGAGUAUGUGUUGUUUAUAUGAUUUUAGAGUUGUAUUUAAUUGGCAAUAUCAUUGAUAAGCAAUACUAUAAAUUUAUAUAAAAAAUUUGUAGGUAAAGCUCUAAUAAUAAUUUUGGUAAUUUUCCUGAUUGGAUGUAUGGAAGUCUGUAAACAUAAUUUGAUUUUUCCAUACAAAAAUUAAUAUCUAUUCUAAUGUCAUGUUUCUUAACUUGCUUUAUACAUCUUUAAUAUAGUAAUAAUUAUUCUGUACCAACACUAAGCUCCCAUUAUGUUGCAUGAUACACAAUUUUUAUCAAUAUUCAAAACUUUUUAGAAUCCUUGCUGUACUCAGAUUGUUUAGUUUUUCAAAUUACAUUAAUGUCAUCUCUAAAAUUAGUGACAAUAGUGUGAAUCGUUUUUUCCAUUCUUUCAGUAAAAAUAUUUCAAAUAUGGCAAGAUUUAUAAUUUCCAAUAUUUGAAAUAUUGGCUUGGUAAACUCAGAUAAUGAAAAGAUAUUUAUUUAUUUAUGAUGUGAUAGUUAGUUUUAAAGUUUUUAAUAAUAUUUUUGUAAUAGCAAUAAGUACUUAGUAAAUCCCUUUAAAUCUCUCCAAUCUAGUUAUACAGGUAUUGUAUACUAUUCUAGAAACAAACAACAAAAAAUGAUAAUCUCUAUCAUACAUGAUAUUGUUUCUAAUCCUGGAUUAUUUAGAAGAUAAAUUCCUAUCUUACCAAUUAGAUUGUAAACUACAUUUAAUUAAUAUUUAUCUGAUUAUAAUAAAUUGAUUCACUGCAUUGAA